Hansenula ciferrii is the source of this 1560-nucleotide messenger RNA. RefSeq names its product mRNA-processing endoribonuclease (gene SWT1). Bases 1 to 1560 code for a protein of 519 amino acids. The transcript has a single exon. Gene Ontology annotation, cellular component: nucleus. The record is from RefSeq and is a predicted model, not a curated record. NCBI's taxonomy places the organism in Eukaryota, Fungi, Ascomycota, Saccharomycetes, Phaffomycetales, Wickerhamomycetaceae.
AUGUCAGCGCUUCCCUCAAUUUACUCAGAUGAAGGACUCUCGAAGUCAGAUCGAAGCAAAGUGCUCACGGUGGGUAAACCAAGAGCGGGAAGACCAAUUGGUGCUGUGAAGCUAGAAGAAAGAGUUCAUGAUGCUGCUGUUGGGAAUGUUGUACAUCAACAAACACACAACUCUAAGAGUUCAGAUACCAGCAUUGAUGAUGAUGGUGAUAUACCCAUGCUUGGGAUGGAUGAUGAAGAAGAGGUUCAACUAGUGGCUGACUAUGUUAUGGAUAAUAGACUGAACACAAUUUCACGAGGUAGAGAAUACCAGGAAUCCAUAUUACCCACAGAAUUAACAUCAAAUAACAUAGAUGAUCAGGAUCUAACGCCCAGAGAGAGACUUUCUAAAGAUACGAUCAUGAUAAUUGAUACAAACUUCAUCAUUUCGCAUCUAGAUAUCAUAGACGAACUAGCUAAACUUCAUAUCAAAUAUCAUCACAAGAUCAUUAUACCUUCAACAGUGAUGUUGGAACUUGAUGGAUUGAAAAACUCUAAAAAGAAGACAGACGACACACUUGAUGGUACAACUAUAGGUCAUUUAGCAAGAUGGGCAAAUGAUUGGAUAUAUAAAAAGCUUGCAGAUUCAAGUUCGGCUGUUAGAGGUCAAAAACUGAAAGAGCAUCUAGAUAGAAAUGCAAUUAAAGAUGAUGCUAUAUUGGAUUGUUGUUUAUAUUUUGAACAAAAUUAUGAAGCAUUGGUAAUAUUAUUAUCAAAUGAUAAAAAUCUUUGUAUGAAAGCUUUAGCAAAUGAUAUUAAAACAGUUUCAUAUAGGAAAAAAAUGUCUGCUAAUCUUAUAGCUGAAAAAUCAUUUAAUGAAAAUGCUAAUGGUUUACAACAUGGAAAUACAGAACCACUCAUGAGAGCAUCACCUUCACCACCACCGCCAGCUUUCAAUCACAGUUAUCAAGAAACAGCGGAAUAUAUACCACCAAUUUCUAAUGGAAAUAAUCAAUCUGAAAUUCAGGAAUCCGAUCUAAGUGCUGAUUAUAUUGAAACUGAAGAACAAGAACACUACUACAAUAAGGGAUACACAAAUGACGAAGAAACAAGUGAACCUUCCAAACAUGAUCCACCUGCAUCUUCUAAUAAUUCCAAAAGCCAUUUAAUAACGAUACCUGAUUUCUUUGAUGCAUCAAAUUUAAUACAUAGGGAGGUUCAAUUAUUAGUCUUAUCAGCUAUAGAUGACUGUAUGUAUGAAGAAUAUGAGGAUGAUGUUGAAUUAGUUGGUUAUGAAAAGUCAAAUAUCAAAUCACUAAAGGAUUGCUCAUUAGUAUUAAUACAGUUCUGGAUCUCUGUCUUCACAGAAUACUUCAAAACUGGUCAUUUUAAACCUUUCAAUAUGAGAGGGAAAAAAUUCACACAAUUCACUGAUAUUCCAAGAUCUGAACAAGAACUAGAUAAAUUUAUCAAAUACUGGUCAAAUGUAUUAAGAGGUCUUUAUGUUAAAAAAAAUGAAGCAAAAAAUUCAGAUUUAGAGAAACUUAUUGAGAGAUGGGAGUAUAUAAGUGAUCAUUUAUAG